CAUCAGCCUACCCACGGGGUCUGUACGGAGAACCUUUGAACACAAGCUUGAAGAACUUCCCAAACACCCCCCGCAACAGUCUCAUCAUGAACAACAACAUGAAGAACAAGCUGAACAACGAGAACAUGGACAAUCUGAGGAUCGACCGCAACACCCUGGACGAGUUCCUCAAGAUUGAGAGAGAGAUUGCUCAGGUUGAGAGCAACAACCCCAUGCAACCCCUGGAGCUGAAGACUGACCAGCUGGUCAGACUAAACCAGGAGAUAGAUCAGCUGGAGGAGCACAUCAGAGACCUGGAGAAGGAGAGUUCCAAGUUCGGGGAGAAAAUGGUGGACGCUGUAGAAACCCGGCAGUUCUUCAUUGAAAAUGGGAUACAGGAAGACCCGCUGACGCCAGAACAGGAGAAGUACCUGGAUACAGCCAAUAAGAAGGAGAUCGCAGCCCAGGAGCUGGAGGCCCACAAGAAGCAAAGGGAUCAGGUGUCCAAGGAGAUCGCUGAACUGGAGACUAAAGCUAAUCAUCUCCAUGAACUCUACAAGCGGCAUGAUAACCUCUUAGACCGGAUGUUCGGAGACCAGUACGGGUCUGAGCUGGAGAAUCAGCUAGAGGCGGAGCUAGACGACCUGGAGGCCCACCGAGGCCGGAUAAUGGAGGCCAACUUCAAGUGGAGGCAGGCGCAGAUGAUGUUGGAGUACGCCUGUAAACAACUGGCUAUUGCAGUCCAGAAGUGGCAGGACCUGCCUGCACUACCCACCAUAGACCUGGAGAUCAGAUACAGCGUUGCAGCGGAAACGAGGAACAACCUGGUAGCUGCCAGCCAGAACAUCCAGGGGGCUCAGAGGUACCUGGACAACGUUAACUUCCCUUACUGCGCCCCCAGCGAGGUAGACACGCUCAACAAGCCUGGUGACAACGCUGGUGACAAGCCUGUUGACAAGCCUGGUGACAAGCCUGGUGAUAAGGCUGGUGACAAGCCUGGCAUUGUGGAAAUCCUUCAGGGAGGUGAGGGAAGCGGGUGGCCACCCCCUGAGCAUGUCCGUAAGAGGCGCAGCAGCGCACCCAGUGGUGACCCCAGCAAUCAGAACUACCCAGGAGGCCUUGGUCAGGUGGUACAGGUGGCAUCUGUCUCAAAUUGUGCCUAA
This is a messenger RNA of Cherax quadricarinatus, 1142 nucleotides long. The record is from RefSeq and is a predicted model, not a curated record. Lineage: Eukaryota; Metazoa; Arthropoda; Malacostraca; Decapoda; Parastacidae.